Molecule: messenger RNA, 2006 nt
Organism: Mobula hypostoma (lesser devil ray)
Lineage: Eukaryota; Metazoa; Chordata; Chondrichthyes; Myliobatiformes; Myliobatidae
Gene: chtopa
Product: chromatin target of PRMT1a
Exons: 6
Coding region: 102-887 (261 amino acids)
Source: RefSeq, a predicted model, not a curated record
GGGUCGAUUGGCUUUCGGUCCAGGCCACGUGACUAGCAGGGUCCUCCCCGCUGCUCUGGUGUUGACGCCGUGGUGUCGGCUUGCUUUUUGCUCCCGGCCCAAUGGACUCUGCUGUGCAACUCCGGCAGAGGCAGUAUGGUGCCGCUCUGCCCAUGGCAGACCAUCAAAGUCUUAUAAUGUCUGCCCCAUCAACACCAAAGAUAGUGCUGAAAAGCACAACCAAGAUGUCACUGAACGAGCGCUUUACCAACAUGCUGAAGAACAAACAGCCUCCAACGGUGAGCAUCCGAGCAACGAUGCAGCAACAGCAGCUGGCCAGUGCCAGAAACCGCCGGUUAGCACAGCAGAUGGAGAACAGGCCCUCUGUCCAGGCUGCUCUGAAGCUGAAGCAGAAGAGUCUGAAACAGCGACUAGGUAAGAGCAACAUUCAAGCAAGACUGGGACGUCCAGUGGGGGCUCUGGCACAUGGACCUAUGGUUGGUCGGGGAUCGCCAAGAGGAGGUGUGCGGUUAGGUCGUGGUGGAAGAGGAGGUGUAAGAGGAGGCCUUCCUCUCCGAGGUCAGGGUCCAAACCGAGGACGAGGUGGAGUCCCGCGGUUAGGGCUCAAGCGGGGUGGAAUGCGAGGCCGAGGAGGUCUGGGUCGGGGUGGGCCACCUGGACGAGGAGGAAUCGGUGGCAGAGGUCGUGGCGGAAUAGUGGGCCGUGGUAGAGGAGGGUUCCCAGGUCGGGGCCGAGGCCGGGGGCGAGGAAGAGGAGCAACCCGUCCUCCACUUACCAGAGAGCAGCUAGACAAUCAACUGGAUGCAUACAUGUCGAAGACCAAGGGCCACCUUGAUGCCGAGCUUGAUGCCUAUAUGGCACAAACUGAUGGUGAAGCUAACGAUUAGCAGUGCUGACUGGGGAGAUGCUAGUUUUAUUAAUAGUAUUUGAACUUGAAUUUGAAAACCUAGAGAAACUACGCAAGGAAUGAAAUGGAGAAUUUUCAACUUUUGCGGAGAGAAAUAAGCUGUAUUUGAACUGCUGACAAGAGAGCGGACUUCAAGGGUUUCGCCUUUUAAUUACUUUAACCUUUCUACAUUUUGUGAUGUUCACGGUUCUGUUUGAUAUUCCUCUGCCUUGCUCGUUGUGUAAUGAUCACUGUAUACAGUUCACUCUUUCCUUGGAAAUCCUUUGUUUUUAGAUUAGAUUCCACUAACAGUCUGCCACUCUGGUAGAAGCUGUUCACCAUAAAACAUUAGAAUUCCAAAGCUUUACUCUUGUUUUUUUUUCUUCAGAGAGUGAUGUUCUUUUGCAUUUCUGUGUUCUUCUCUGCCCUUUGGUCAGAAGCAAUCACUUUGGUCUUGGGGUUCCAGUUUAGAAGAGCAUUGCCCCUCCCAGGUUUCUGGAUAAUGCUGGUGUGCUAUUGUCAAAUCCAACUCCCUGCUUGACAUUAUCUUGAGGAGAGAGACACACACAAUACUUGAGAAUUGGCUGCAGCUGAUAUCCUAGCAUUGUACGAUGGACAGGAAUUUCCCCCCAUUUGGGUAAUGCUUGCUGCUCUUGCUGCAUUCCGUGAUGGGGAACUCCUAUUUCUUGGAGCACCCACUUCAGAGAAUGGAUAAUGUCCCCUGUUUAUCUUCAACUGAAAGAUGAGUGUUAAGUUGGGAGCCUUAGUAGUUGCCUGAACCUUGAUCAAGUGAGUUAUGACAAGGAUAUGUCUAGUUGUGGAAAAGAGUUGCUGAUUCUGUUUGAAAGACUUUACAAAAACAAAUACAUGUACUGUGUUUUAUUGUAGUGCACCAAGGUUCUACUGUUGCAUAAGGGUUUCUAACUGAUUACAGCUGGAGAACAUUUAUGAUGGACAUUGUGUACAAACAGUAUCAGGCUUAACAGUGAUGUUCCCAAAGUUCAUGUAUCUGAUUUCGUCUUGCAGGACUGCAUUCCGGCAAGAAUCGGUGCUUUAUCAGCAAAUGGAUGUAAGCUUCAUUUUAUUAAAAGUUUUGAAGAGAAAUAUUCCCAGUCAUUAG